This is a messenger RNA of Chlorella variabilis, 2268 nucleotides long. RefSeq lists its product as hypothetical. The transcript is spliced from 14 exons. NCBI's taxonomy places the organism in Eukaryota, Viridiplantae, Chlorophyta, Trebouxiophyceae, Chlorellales, Chlorellaceae. Bases 1 to 2268 code for a protein of 755 amino acids. Gene Ontology annotation, biological process: malate transport. The record is from RefSeq and is a predicted model, not a curated record.
AUGCCGCUACUCGGCAAGGUCAGCCAAGUCAGCUUCGAGCGAGCCCUGGGGACCAUCAUCGGCGGCGCGCUGGGCUUCUGGGCAACCGCGCUGGCCACGCAUUGGUGGACGCUGAAGCCCAGCGAGACUGAUGAUCUGCUGCUGGCGGCGAUGACCGGCACCGCCGCUUUUGUCAGCGUUUUGGCCGGCCAGCGGCUGUCGCUCGACCUGUCGGCAAAGCUUUUCACCAUCGCCUUCAUCCUGGUCUGCUUCAGCUCGCAGGAGGGGCGGGACCCGCUGGUGGUGGCAUGCUCUCGAGUGGGCGGCAUUGUGACGGGCGUGGCCACGAUGCUGAUCAUGAGCGUCCUCAUCCUGCCCAAGUCGGCCACAGUGGAGGCGCUGCGCACGCUGUGCAAGGCUCUGGACAAGCUGCAAGAGGUGAACGACAUUGCUUGGGGCAGCUACCUUCCAGGGGAAGCACAGGCGGCGCAGCUGGUAGCAGCCACCGCAGCACAGCAGCACAGCAGCGGCGGCGUAAUCCGGCAGCAGCAACGGCAGGCCAACGGCCGCCCGCACGGCGAUGACUCUGCCAUGUCCGAGCCGCUGCUGCCACCUGGCGACGGCGAUGGGGAUGUCGAGUCUGGGCAGGCGUGGAGCGGUGCGGCGCUGGGCCUGCGGCUGGACAGCGGCUGUGUGUCGGGGAUGCUCCCUGCGGAACUUGAGGUGCAUGAGCUCAAGUCUGAAAAGGCUCUUACCCAGCUUUACGCUGUGCUCAACCAGCUAGCCGAGCAGCUGGCACUGGCCAAAACCGAGAUCUGGGUGUCUGGCUGCGGCGGCCGCCCCUUCCUCCUCCCGGGGCUGCCCUUCUGGCACCCGCAUUCCACCCACUUGCCAUGGAAGGGGCUGGAGGAGGUUGCGACUGCUAUCAGGCGUGUGGGGCGCAUCCUCAACACCGCCAUCUACACAUUUGAGGACGGGUUUGAUCAGCAGCUGCGGUCGGUGCUGGGCCCGAUGUACCCUGAGCUGUGCGAUGCGUUCUCCGGGGAGCAGCAGGUGGGAGGCACCGGCUUGGCUGCCUACUCGUCCGCCGUCCAGUCCCUCACAGCGAUGAGCGAGCAGAACCGGCGGCGGCUGGCGGGCGCGUUUAAGCGGCACAGAAGCCGGGCCGGCGCUCGCUCCAGCUGGGCCAACAUCAUCGAUUCUGUGCUGGAGGAGCAGCGCAGCCAGCUCGACACGAUGGUGCAGGGCAUGGAGGGCCAGGUGCUUGCUGGGGAGCCUGCCGCUCCGGCCACGCAGCUGCAGCAGGCAGAGGCGCCUGCUGGGGCGGCCGGCAGUGGCCAGGGGGCCUCCUCAGCGGUAGCAGCAGCAGGAGUAGCAGUGGUCCGAGAGGACAGUAAGGAUUACCAGCGGGAGGCCACGCUGGCUGGCUGGCUGCGCCGGGUCAGCUCUGGGAGGAUUGGGGGUGGCAGCAGCGGCGACAUUGCGGCCGGCGCUGCCGCCGCCAUCGCCACCGUAGCCAAAGACGAGGCGCCGCAGCAGGUCUCCACAAACGGCGAGGCUGGAAGCCGUUGCAGCAGCCCCGUCAAGUCAGCCAGCCUGGCCGCUGCCGCGUCCCAACGCCGCGGGCUGGCAGAGGUGCCUACUGCGGGUGGCGGCGGCAUGGGGCAGCACUCGGCGCCCCCGCUGCUGUCGCGUGUGUCGAUGCUGCGGCAGGGCGCAGGCGUGUCUUUCUUCAGCUUUGUCUUCUUGUGUGAGGAGCUGCGAGAGCAGCUGGAGGACCUGCACUCAGCCGUGGCAAGCGUGCUGCGCCGCCUGCCGGACCUCUGGCCGGGCUACCCGUUACCCGCGGGCCAGGCUGGGUUCCAUGGCACGGUGGGCAAGAAGAAGGGCUCCACGCAGCACUUCGUCACUUUUCCUGAUGACGAUGCCAAGUAUUUCUUUGAUGAUUCGCUAAUUGAGCAGUGGCUGGUAGAGGAUGCCAAAGCAGGCAGUACCAGCAAGGCGGCCCCCAAGCGCAAGGCGGAUGCUGUUCGCCCUGCAGCAGCAGCAGGAGCAGCAGGAGCGGCACCCGCUGAGCAGCCAAGCAAGAAGGCGAAGGCUACAGCAGAUCCGGCGGCGGCCAAGGCCACAUCCGUUGUCAAGUCGCCCGGCAAGGCCCCCAAGGAAGCAGAUGAUACCCAGGCCAAGUCUCGGUUGCGUGCUGCGCUCGACUCGGCCUUGGAUCUGCUUGACAUGCGGGGGCUGGAGGAGGUUUACAGAACAGCCCUCGAGGCCAAGAAGCUGCUAUGA